GCCGGGUUGCUCCCAUGAGCCCUCCUCGGCCCCGCCUAUCGCUUUAUAGUUGAUGGAGCGGCGCGCUGUGCGUUGUGUGUUAUUAUGCGCUUUAGGGCUAAGAUCGUGGAUCUCGCCUGUCUCAACCACUUCAGCCGUGUCAUUAACACGAUCGCAAAGUUAGCUAAGACCUGCACCCUGCGUCUCACUGUGAACAAGCUGUACUUCAUCCUGUCCGACAGAGUCGCUAAUGGAGGAGUCAGCAUGUGGUGUGAGCUGUGCCAGGGGAAUUUCUUUGAUGAAUUUCAGAUGGAGGGAGUGGCUGCAGAUCACAAUGAAAUAUAUUUAGAGCUCAUGCCUGAGAACCUGUCAAGAGCGUUAAAAACUGCCCAGAGUGCCAAGGCAGUGAAGAUGAAGUUAACUAACAAACACUCUCCCUGUCUCAAAGUUGCUGUGGAGCUACCAUCCUUAACAAGCAGCAGUAGGAUUGUGACGCAUGACAUUCCUGUGAGAGUUAUUCCCAGAAGACUAUGGAAUGAUUUCAGAGAGCCCAGUGUGCCAGACUUUGAUGUUAGUAUUUACCUACCAGUGCUGAAAACAAUGAAGAGUGUUGUGGAGAGAAUGAAGAAUCUCAGCAAUUGCAUUGUAAUUGAAGCAAAUUUGAGUGGAGAAAUGAACUUGAAAAUAGAAACUGAUCUAGUAUCUGUAACAACACAUUUUAAAGAUUUGGGAAAUCCUCCCUGGGCAUCGGAGGAUGGAUGUCAAAGCUCUGCUCAAGGCAGAGAUCUGCAAAGCAUGGCUGAAGCACGCAUAGACAUCAAGAAGUUGCAGCAGCUGCUUGUAGGACAGCAGGUCAAUCCCACAAAAGCCUUGUGCAAUAUCGUAAGUAAAAGAAUUGUCCACUUUAUCUUGCUCCACGAGGAUGUUUCACUUCAGUACUUUAUUCCAGCGCUUGCCUGAGUGUUUUGGAAUCAGAGCCAUUUUCCAAGCUGAGGUCUUUUCCACAAAGUGGGAUAGCAACUUACCUUGAUGUUACCUGUUUGGUUUAUAAAUAUGUAUGUGAUUUUCUGUAAGAUAUGGUUGGGUGGGAAGAGAGGGAUCACUGUUCUUCAUUUAAUAAAAUUUAAGAUGUAAUCCAACAAUUCAGGCAAAUAAAUGCUUUAUACUGUUGCUUUGAA
Messenger RNA from Coturnix japonica (Japanese quail), 1157 nucleotides. RefSeq names its product HUS1 checkpoint clamp component (gene HUS1). Gene Ontology annotation, cellular component: site of double-strand break; checkpoint clamp complex; nucleolus. The record is from RefSeq and is a predicted model, not a curated record. NCBI's taxonomy places the organism in Eukaryota, Metazoa, Chordata, Aves, Galliformes, Phasianidae. Gene Ontology annotation, biological process: mitotic intra-S DNA damage checkpoint signaling; nucleotide-excision repair; meiotic DNA integrity checkpoint signaling.